GAAUCUGGACAAAUUCCAGCGAUGGCAGUGCCAGCAGAUCCAGGCCAUGCGCGACAAAGCAAAAAGUUCCUGGAAGCAGCUGAUUGGCGUGGAGAGUGCCUGCAACGUGGAUUGCAAGUUCAAGUUGAACACCCACAAGAUGCUCUUCAUCAUGAACGCUGAGGAUUACAUGUACCGCCGAGGAGCGCUGUCUCGAGCCAAACAGGCAGCACCUCGAGUGUUGCUGCGGCAUCACCAGCGUUUUGAAGAGUGGCACCGGCGCUGGCUUGCAAGGCAUGUCAACCGAGAAGCAGCCGAGAUGGUCCAGGACUGGCUGAUGGGUGAUGAGGAUGAGGACCUGCUGCCCUGCAAAACUACUUGUGAGACUGUCAGCAUACACGGGGUGCCUGUCAACCGCUAUCACGUGCAGUACAGCCGCCAGCCCUCCUCGCCCUGACUUCCAGACUGUCCGCCCUCCCAUUUGCCCCCCACCCCCCUACCCCACCCAAAUUCCAGUGGCCCUCAUGGACUUUUGGGAAGACGACAUAUGUAUCACUGGUAUUUAUCCAACCAGCCUUUAUCAUUUGGGGUCCCAUUGGGGGCUGCAAUGAUUUCCUUCCCCAUCCCCCUCCCUACCCCAUGCAGCAUGGGUGUGCUUGUCCGAGAAAGAAUGGGCCCGCAGCAGAAUGGAGGCAGCUUGCGUUGCUCUCAUUUAAAGUGGGGGCUUUCAACUUAGGUCAGGAGAGAGAGAGAUUGAACUGUAGGAGGGAAGAGACCGGGGAGGGAGAGGGGGCUAGAAGAGACAGGCCAAUUGCUCUUUGAGAAGUUCCAAAAAGUGUUGCCCCCAAAAUUGGGGAUGAGGUCCCCAAGAAUCUACAAGAGGGAAUCUAUUUGUAUCAUGGAGCAGGAAACAAAUUACCAACUGUGGAGACUUUGACUUUCUCUCUCACUUUCCCCCUAUGUUCUAAUUCCGGUUCCACCACAAAACCGUGUUCGACUAAACCGCGCUCGAUG
Thamnophis sirtalis is the source of this 993-nucleotide messenger RNA. NCBI's taxonomy places the organism in Eukaryota, Metazoa, Chordata, Lepidosauria, Squamata, Natricidae. The record is from RefSeq and is a predicted model, not a curated record.